Messenger RNA from Drosophila arizonae, 2593 nucleotides. RefSeq names its product Sine oculis-binding protein (gene Sobp). Gene Ontology annotation, cellular component: nucleus. The record is from RefSeq and is a predicted model, not a curated record. Gene Ontology annotation, biological process: animal organ development. Lineage: Eukaryota; Metazoa; Arthropoda; Insecta; Diptera; Drosophilidae.
AUGUGUGCCAUGAUUGAUCUCCCGCUAGCAAUGUCGGCCAAAACUUCACCAUCGAAUUCGCGUGACGGCAAUGUGGCAGCUGCAACCAGCGUCGUGCCCCCAACUGGGGCAGGCGGCGUUGUUCAAAUCAAGAAAGAGCUGCCCAGUGAUGAGAUAAAGGAAUUCGCGCAGCACACGAUGAACGAGCUGCUCGGCUGGUAUGGCUUCGAUGGCGUCGAUGUGGAUCGCCUGGAUCUGACGGCCAAGACGUCGCGUCUACUACAGAGCGCUGCAGCCGCAGCGGUUGCCACACAGCAGCAGCAACAACAACAACAACAACAACAGCAGCAGCAGCAGCAACGCAGUCAUCUUCGCAGCAGUCGCAGCAGCGCUCUGGCAGCAGCUUUCCAUAACAACAACAACAACAACAACAACAAUAGUAAUAGCAACAAUAACAACAACAACAGUUGCAACAAUCGCAAGGCGAGCAACUUGAACUGCCACAGCAAUACGACAACUCCAUCGGAUCACGAUACCCGCAGCUCGCGAGAGGAUGACUCCAAGAGUCCCCAUUCAAUUGGCAAGCCGUCAGCCACAGUCCUGACGACAUCGCAUACUGAGGAGAAAAUAGACUACAACAACUGUUGCUGGUGCCAUCGCCCGAUCGCAGAGAAUGCGCCAGAUUAUCUGACGAGCACGGACGGGCCGCGCUACUGCUCCGAGUCCUGCUUCGCGCAGAGUCGCCGGGCGUCCUUCAAGAAGGCCAAGACGUGCGACUGGUGCAAGCACGUGCGACACGCCGUGAGCUAUGUGGACUUCCAGGACGGCGCAUCGCAGCUGCAGUUCUGUUCGGAGAAGUGUCUCAACCAGUACAAGAUGCAGAUCUUCUGCAACGAGACGCAGGCGCACCUGGACAUGAAUCCGCACCUGCGCGACCAGGGUCUGGAGGCCGCGGCCGCUGGCGACGGAGCGGGCCUCAUUACGCCCGAUCUGUGGCUGCGCAACUGCCGCAGUCGCUCGGCCUCGCCCGCAUCCACCAUUUCGGUGUCGCCCGGGCCGGCGGCUGUGUGCAUUGCGAACGCCUCCGCCUCCGCGACCGCCUCCAAGCGGAGCUCGCCCUGCCACACGCCUCCCACCCAUCCAAGCAAACCUCUGAUCUCAGUGGCGCCCGUGUCCAAGCUGCUGGCGCAGAAGACAACCCCCCUGACUGCGGCACCCCAAACGCCGGCUCCGCAGCAGCGCCACCACGCGCUCCACUCCGGCUCCAAACCGGGCCGACGCAAGCGUCCGCAUCGUGUGGUCGGUGCCGGCUCGGAGACUGUUGCCAGCCUGCUGCAGAAGCAACAGCAACAGCAACAACAACAGCAGCAGCCGCAGCCGCCCACGCUGAGCGCAGACUUUGCUGGUUCCAGUGUGCCGUUGCCUCCACUGUCGCCCAUGCAGGAGCAGCAGCCUUCGCAGCAGCAGCAGCCACCGCAGCAGCAGCAUCCACAGCAGCUGCCGCCGGCUAUGCCAUGCCGGCCCACCGCUGGCCUGCCUGCUGGCUACUUCGCCUCAGCGACAAAUGGAAUGUUGGGCCAUCCGUUUGGCGCCCGACCUGCACCACCGCCGCCCCAUCCCUUCCUCGCUCCUCCGCCGGGCAUGCUGCCGCGUGGCUUCGGCGCCCACUUCGGACCGCCGCCGCAGAUGCAGCCGCAGCUGCAGCCGGAGUUGCAUGGAGCGCUGGGUGCUCUGCUUGGCGCCGCUCCGCCAGUGACUGUGAUGGUGCCGUAUCCUAUUAUCAUACCGCUGCCCAUACCCAUACCCGUGCCCUUGCCCGUCGUGGACUUCUACAAGGCGCACCUUACUCCCGAGCAGCGCAAGCGCUUCGAUGAGGAGCGUUCGACGACGGCUGCUGAGGAGCAGCCACAGCCACUGGACUGCAGUAAGGCCAAGCCAGAGCUGGAAAUGGAAACGGAGGAGCAGCAGGUGGAGCAGCCGAAGGAGCUGGAACAGCAACAGGAGCGGGAACUCGAUCAGGAGCAGGAGCAGGUGCCGGAGCAGGAGCAGGAGCGGGAGGAGGAACAAAAAUCAAUACCAAAGACAACGAAAACUAGAACAACACCAUCGCCAGCGACGUCGCCCGUCACAGACUCCUCACAAGACAUGUUGGGGGAGACGACGCACUGCGUCGUUCUGCACAAUGUGGAGUCAGAGGCGGGCGGGUGCAAUGCCAACAGCUCUGCUGAAGCAGAGACACAGAAGCUGCCCAAGUUGAAGAUAACGCGACUGCAGACCAAACGCACGCUCAUCCAAACCAAAGAGACCAGGGAGGCCACUCCCACUUCACCCACAGCGGUGGGCAGCAGCGGCUCUGCUGCAGCGGCGGAGAGCACUCGGCCGCUGCGCAAGCGCAAGAGAAUAAUCGAUUGUGAUUUCCAGAAGAUUACGCUGCGAGAACUGGAGGCAGUCGAUGCACACAACAGCAAUAGCAAUAGCAACAGCAGCAGCAGCAAUCACAACAACAACAAUAACCACAAUGGAAGCAGCAAAGAAGAAGAGGAGAGAGAAGUGUGCAAUAUGAACAGCAACGACAGUGCUAAACAAACAAAAAAGUAGUGUAUUAGGCCUAAGU